AUGGUCGCACCCGAAAUACCCGCAAAAGAACAUAUUAUGCUCCCGGGGGGGUGGGGGGGUCUCCGGGGUGAAUUUUCAGUUUUGCGAGUGCCGUGCGUUUCCCGCCUCCGUGCUCUACUGGGCCUCGUUACGGUGGUGUUGGGGCGCAUUUUCGCACACAAGCUAACCCUUUUAGGUGUUGGGUUGUUCCGGUGUUUUGGGUUGUGCCGGCCUGGUGGCGUCGCCGCCGCCGUCUGUCACAACUUUGGCCAGCUGGUGGCGCCGGGGUGGGGUGGCAGUUUUCUGGUCGAAGCAGGCGGCCUCUACAAUAGUUGCGCCUCUGCUAUUUUGGCGUUCUGUUGGUUUUUAUUCUUCUUUUGGUCGUUCGUAGCCUCUGUGUCGUUGUGCUGCUCCGCCUUGGUGGUGUCCCGGGCCGUCUCGGACUUGUCCGUGUGGCGGGGUUGGACCCCCACACCUGUAUUUUUUUGGGGGUGCCAGGCGCGCCAUCUGGUUUUUGCCGUCGUGAUUUGUGUUUUCUACAUGUGCUGGUGCUGGUUGCGCUUUUGUUUGCGGCACCGCGCGUUGCGCUCUGGCUGUGGGACUCUGCCUCCCAUGGGGUGGGCUGGCCCAGGAGGGGUGGAAGGGCAUAUGUUGGAUCGUACCUUUCUUAUAUGCAUUGUAGGGGUUAUGUUGUGCGGAAGGGGUGACAGGAAUUCUGUGCGCAUAUGUGUUGUGGGUAUGCUGUAA
Messenger RNA from Trypanosoma theileri, 726 nucleotides. RefSeq lists its product as uncharacterized. The record is from RefSeq and is a predicted model, not a curated record. NCBI's taxonomy places the organism in Eukaryota, Euglenozoa, Kinetoplastea, Trypanosomatida, Trypanosomatidae. The coding region runs from base 1 to 726 and encodes 241 amino acids. The transcript has a single exon.